UAGACAAACCAACGUUUGGAGGGCGCUGUUAGCUGCACCGUUAGCUAACUCCAAAUCUCGAUAAAUAAGGAAAAUAAAAGAGUAACAGGGCUAAAGAAGAAGCUGUCGGUGAGCCAGUUCUUCACGGCGUUCACGCUGUCACUGUUGGCAGAUUUACGGCACGUUUAUUAACUUCAGCUUUAGUUUAACUCCAGAUGCAUAAUAUCAUCUACAUCUGAAAUGUCGGAACAAAAACUAAGUGAAGCGCACAGGACCAAAGAAGAGGAGGACGAAAACACGGGAACUAACACUGAACCAAGUGGAGACACUGCAGAGGAGCCGCCAGAGGAAGACGGAGAGCCGGGAAAGGACGAGGAGGGGUUGCAGGCCGUCGGCUCGCCCCCAGGUGGGCCUGGGUCACUGGAGGAAAACAAAGGAAACAAUGUGCUGGAGACUGUGGAAGAAACUGCAACUCAGGCAGAUUUGCUGGAUGAUGCUGUACAGCUUAAAGAGCUCCAGAUACCCCAAAUGGCAGAAAAUAUUGGAAACUCUACAGCUACAGUGAAGGUGGUGCUAGUGCCGGACGGUCAUGUCAUGACUGUGGCUUUUGCCAUCGGCCUCAGCAUUCAGGAGUUGAAGUGCCACCUUGCCUCAGAGCUCAGAGUCCCUGUGGAGGUGCUGCAGAUCUCUCUGGAUGGCAGAGUGGUGGAGGAGCAGCAGAGCCUGAUGGAGCUCGGUGUCCGGCCUCACAGCUCCACCCGGAUGGAGAUGAGCUCCACUGACCCAAGCUCCCACCCACUCUGCCCUCUUCGGCCCCAAGAGCAUGACAGCAUGAGGGACGUUAUUACUGUUGAAGUCCUCACAGAUGAAGGCUUAUUCCAGGAGGUGGUGGUGGAGAUUGAGCGCCCUCGCCAGCAGAAGGCCUUCCUGGGUGGCUACAGGCACCGGCUGACAGGAGCAGAGUACCAUCAUGCCGCCAUCCAGACGCUGCCCAAGAGGAGACUUGACAGAGGAGUGGUCACCUUCAGCCACGACACACAAACAGUACAGCUGAAGUCUCAGGCUCAGCAAUGUCCAGUCAGCGUCGCCACCCAGAUGACUGGGAUCAGCUGUUACAUCUCCUGCAUGAAUGAUGAGCUGGUCACUCCCAGGAAGUACACCACUGCUGAUGAGUACCAUGACAGGAGGCUGAGGGCUGUGAUCUGUCUGCAGUCAUUUACUCGUCGCUGGCUGGCCCAGCAGGCAGUGGAUAGGCUGAAGAAGGAGCGACAGCGCCGACUGACCUGGCUGCAGAUGCAGGAGAGGAAGAGGAGAGAGGAAAAGGAGGAGCAGCUGAGAGACCGCCGUCAGCGCUGGACGAACCCAGAGAGGAGGGAGGACCUCAACCUGCUGUACCAUGCUCUAGAGAAGUGGAGGAGAGAGGAGGAGCAGCAGAUCAACUCAUUCCUGCGAGGAGCUGAGAGGAAGGCAGCUCUGUGCUUGCUGCUAGAGCAGGAGACUGAGCUUAUCGCUACUAUUGGACGCCAUCAUAUCACCUUCCAGAACAACAACUACGACAAAAUCAUCCAGCACCUCCUGGACAAGGCUGUAGCCCCUCAUCAGUGGCGAGCAGCAGAUGGUCGUCUGAUUGAGAUGGACAAUCUACACACCAUCAGAGCCAGAGAGCUCCGAGAUCUCUACAGCAACAUCAGCCUGUUCACUGUCAGCCAGGAGCAGAGAAGCCACAUCCUGAUGACACUUAAACACACUGUCAACGAGCACAAGUGCCUGCUGACCCGAGACAUCGUGGAUUUGAUAGACAGGGAGGUAGAUCUGAUGAAGCGAGGAGUUCAGACGAGAAAUCUAGAGGGGUUGAGGAAGAGGAUCUGUACUCUGUUCCUCCAGUACAUCAAAACACAAGCGUUCAACCCUGCGGUGUCCAAGCUGCUGAAGGCGAGGAAAGAGUCCUGCUUGUCUGUGAUUGUAUGUUUGACACUUGAAAAUGAAUAUCACUGUGUAACUAGGUGUCUGUCCCAGGUUCCACAGAAUCCCUCAGAGCUGAAUAAGGAUGUGCUUCUCUGCCGCUCCUGCCAACGUUACCUGCGCUCUACCAAUUUCAUUGCAUUUGCCAAAGGUCUAAGCACUCGCUGCAAGGACUGCACCAGACUUGACAAUAUAGCUAGACCGCGCAAUGACUUCUCUUGCUACCAGAGCAUCCUGAGGAGGCUGAUAGUUGCUGAACAGCAGCUCAGCAAGGAAUCCAAGAUCCCCUUCCUGCUGAAGGUGGAGGACAUUCGGUACCUGAUAGAGGUGGUCUGGUUGUCUCAGUCAGCCCUCAAUGCCAGCAGCGACCUCUACAACCUGAUGCUUGUUCGCUGGGAGCAUCAGAAGGAUUGGAGCCCUUGGAACUGCAUACUGCUGUCAAAAGAGGAGGCUUCAGCUCACUUUGAGGUGGAGGAUGUCAACAAGGCUUACGAGAUGACGUUCAUACACAAGGUUAAACAUAAACAUAGACUAGCUCAACGCUACUUCAGCCAGAUAUCCAUCAUGGCUGAGUACCUGGACUCAGCUGCUCCGCCAGCUGCUGCGCUGAGCAACCAACUCCUUUCCAAGCCCAUCACCAUGGCAACACACAGACUUGCCACUGAUCCUUCACCAGACUCUGCUCAUUGAGAAACACGUGUGGUUUUCUUUCUUCUGUGAUGGUUUCCUCUUAUUGCCUGUAACUUUCUACAAACAUUCCAAAUGAAUAUAGUUUCUCUUUUAUGGCAGCUGAAGUAUUUUCUUUUACAAACAAAUGCCAUUUAAAUGUGUCAAAUUCAAUUGAUCACAAAUAAAGAGUGCUGAAUGAGAAAAA
Messenger RNA from Acanthochromis polyacanthus (spiny chromis), 2815 nucleotides. It is a transcript of the gene iqub, whose product is annotated as IQ motif and ubiquitin domain containing. The transcript has 12 exons. The record is from RefSeq and is a predicted model, not a curated record. Gene Ontology annotation, molecular function: protein binding. Gene Ontology annotation, biological process: cilium assembly. Gene Ontology annotation, cellular component: motile cilium; acrosomal vesicle. Bases 220 to 2631 code for a protein of 803 amino acids. NCBI's taxonomy places the organism in Eukaryota, Metazoa, Chordata, Actinopteri, Pomacentridae.